Messenger RNA from Zingiber officinale, 1800 nucleotides. RefSeq names its product sorting nexin 2A-like. Gene Ontology annotation, molecular function: phosphatidylinositol binding. The transcript is spliced from 5 exons. The record is from RefSeq and is a predicted model, not a curated record. Bases 41 to 1606 code for a protein of 521 amino acids. NCBI's taxonomy places the organism in Eukaryota, Viridiplantae, Streptophyta, Magnoliopsida, Zingiberales, Zingiberaceae.
UAUAGAGGCAGAAGACAAUGAAUAAAUAGAGACUGCAAAAAUGGAAGCCCUAACCCUCGCCGGCGACAGCGAAGGCGAAGGCCUCCUAUCGUCGGUACCCGCCGAGGUCAACGGAGGCGAUCCUCUUCUCCACCCUCCUCCGGCCCCUGAUUCCCCACCGCUCGCCUCCACCACUCCCUUCGCCAUCCAACCGGACGCCGCCUUCUCCCUAUUCGACCCCAGCGAGGACGGUAGUUACGACGCUUUCGAUUCGGCCCCCUCUCCUCGCGUCCACGAAGCGCCCUCUCGAGCCGGCCUAUCCUUGGCCUCCGAGUGCUUCAAGAUCUCUGUCUCCGACCCCCAGAAGGAGCAGGAAGCUGGCUCCUCCAUCGUCCCUGGCUCCGGAUCCUUCGUCUCCUACCUCAUCACCACUCGGAUCGUCGGCGGCCAUUCCGAGCUUCGCGUCCGCAGGAGGUUCAAGGAUGUCGUCGCCCUUGCUGACCGCUUCGCUGAGGCUUACCGGGGGUACUUCAUCCCUCAGCGGCCUGACAAGAGUGUGGUCGAGGGACAGGUAAUGCAGAAACACGAAUUCGUUGAGCAGCGCCGCUCUGCCAUGGAGAAGUACCUCAAUCGACUGGCUGCCCAUCCAGUGAUCGGGAGGAGCAACGAGUUCAGGAUAUUUCUUAGGCUGCCUGGCAAUUCUCCUUUACCCGUGAGUACAGAGGCGGUGUCAAGAUCAGGAGGAAUGGGGACGCUGCCGAAUCAUGUCUUUGGUGAGGCAGGAGGGAGUGAGGGUAUGGUGACCCAAAAAAUUGGCCAACCGGCAAAGGGAGGAAGGGAUUUCAUGAAGAUAUUCAGAGAGUUCAAGCAGUCGGUAACAAAUGACUGGGGAGGCGCAAAGCCCUUGGUGGUAGAGGAGGACAAGGAGUUCCUGGAUAGGAAAGUGAAGAUGCAAGAUUUAGAACAGCAGCUCACAACUUCUUCCAGGCAGGCUGAGGUGCUUGUCAAUGCACAGCAGGAUAUUGGAGACACAUUGGGCCAACUGGGGUUGACAUUUGUGAAGCUUGCUAAAUUUGAAACAGAAAAUGCCACUUAUCUAUCACAGAGACGAAGAGCUGCUGAAAUCAAACAGUUUGCAACUGCACUUUUGAGAAUAAGUAGAUUCUAUCGAGAAUCAAAUGGACACACAGUCAAACAUCUGGAUAUUCUUCAUGAAUAUCUAGGAUUGAUGCUAGCUGUUCACGGUGCAUUCUCAGAUCGUUCUACUGCGCUUUUGACAGUCCAAACACUUACCACCGAUUUGUCUUCCUUGCAUGCAAGGAGAGAGAAAUUGGAAGCGUCUUCAAUACAAUCGGGGGACAAGUCUAAACUUCAAAGGAUAGAUGAGCUGAAAGAAACAAUAAGAAACACAGAAGAUGCUAAAGUCUGUGCGAUUAAAGACUAUGAGUGUAUAAAGGAAAACAACAGGAGUGAACUCGAGAGGCUAGACAAGGAGAGACACGAGGAUUUUCUAUUGAUGCUUAAAGGAUUCGUCAGUAAUCAGAUCAUCUAUGCGGAAAAGAUGGCAAACGUGUGGGCGAAUAUCGCAGAAGAAACAAAGGGCUGUUACACAAGUCAGGACAAGUAAAGUGGAAAUCACACAUGUAUAUUUGAGAAUUGCCCCUAUUCUGCACUCCUUUUUUCAGAGUCAGCAAGCCUCAAUAAGUAUUUUUCUCUCUGUAGAUUUAUUUACGCAAUUUUGUUUGUGUUUUUUUCUCUCCAGAUUUUGUAGAAUUUUGAUUACUAUAAUUUUAAGUCUAAUCUUUGCUUCUUUUUCAUGAA